Molecule: messenger RNA, 714 nt
Organism: Acanthosepion pharaonis
Lineage: Eukaryota; Metazoa; Mollusca; Cephalopoda; Sepiida; Sepiidae
Source: the annotation of a GenBank genome assembly
AUGAAUGACAAUCGUUUUCUAUGUUAUCUGCCCUCAGCACUGUCGCUCCUUGUGGGUGUUGAUAUGGACGUGCCCCAAGCCCGAGGCGACGAAAUAAUCUAUCUAUCUAUCUAUCUAUCUAUCUAUCUAUCUAGCAAUCUCAAUCUAUUAGUCUAUCGCUAUCUCUGGCGCGCUCUCUAUGUAUAUAUUCAUCUGUUUGUCUCAGUCUGUUCAUCUCUCUCUCUCUCUCUCUCUAUCUAUCUAUCUAUCUCAGUCUUUUCGUAUCUAUCUAUCUAUCUAUCUGAAUCUCUGUUCAUAUCUAUCUAUCUAUCUAUCUAUCUAUCUAUCUAUCUAUCUCAGUCUUUUCGUAUCUAUCUAUCUAUCUAUCUAUCUAUUUCAGUCUUUUCGUAUCUAUCUAUCUAUCUAUCUAUCUAUCUAUCUAUUUCAGUCUUUUCGUAUCUAUCUAUCUAUCUAUCUAUCUAUCUAUCUAUCUAUCUCAGUCUUUUCGUAUCUAUCUAUCUAUCUCAGUCUUUUCGUAUCUAUCUAUCUCAGUCUUUUCGUAUCUAUCUAUCUAUCUAUCUAUCUAUCUAUCAUAGAGUGUUCAUUAUCUAUCUAUCUACCUUCAUCUCUCUAUCUAAUAGUCGUCCCUCAGCGCAGAGUCUUUUUGAAGACCUCCAGCCGUUGUGUCUGUCAACGCAAACCUCCUCAGCCAUUUUGGACGACAUCAGCCGAUAA